Molecule: messenger RNA, 2172 nt
Organism: Eimeria acervulina
Lineage: Eukaryota; Apicomplexa; Conoidasida; Eucoccidiorida; Eimeriidae
Product: Tf1 protein, related
Exons: 3
Coding region: 1-2172 (723 amino acids)
Source: RefSeq, a predicted model, not a curated record
AUGGUAUUGGCCUUGCCCGAAGUUGACGAAUCCGUUGCCCUCCGGAUACUUGAGGAGCAACAAGGAGCCUUGUGCUGCGCAAUUAUUAGCCACGACAAUCCACAGGCCGAGGAAGUCCUCCCUACACCUGCCGUAGAUACAACGCAUGCUCGCGACAAUCUACAGGCCGAGGAAGUCCUCCCUACACCUGCCGUAGAUACAACGCAUGCUACGGAUGAUGAAGACUCCCCAUGGCCUACGGCUAAGCUAGAGUUCACCCUUUUCGACGCGUGGACGCAGUCAUCCGAGUCCCAGGACCUCCCACAGGAGAUACGUGAAGUGCUGCAGACACAUAGAGAGGUUUUCCCUCACAGCCUGCCACCAGGCUUAUCACCCAAGCACCCUCACGAUCACCACAUCCUUUUAGUCCCUGGCAAGCUCGCAGCUAAAUUGGCUACAUACUGUAUGACUCCUGAUCAGCGUCGAUUUCACAAGCAGGAAAUCGCCAAGCUGUCAGCACAUGGUUGGAUUGGACCUACGUAUUCCCCUAUCUGCGCGCCUACGAUCAUGGUCGAUAAGGGGGAUGAUGGUACAGGCGAGCGCAACAUGCGCAUGGUGGUUAACUACCAAGCCCUAAAUGCGCUUACGGUCGCACCUGACUUUCCGUUACCUCCGAUCCAAACGAUCUUGAAGAUGCUGGGCGGCGCGAAAUAUUUUUCCACUCUCGACUUAGAGGCAGGCUUCCACCAGAUCCGCAUGGCCAAGGCGGAUCGCUGUAAGACAGCGUUCCGUUCCGUCUUGGGCCCGUUCGAAUACAAAGUCAUGCCGUUCGGCCUGAAGGAAGGGAUAAAACCUGCAGCAGAUAAGAUUGAAGCAAUCCGUCUGUGGCCAGAGGUGCUGGAGAACGAGACGCAAGUACGGCAGUUCCUUGGUACUGUUAAUUACUGCCGUAUGUUCAUGGGUCCCGAUUAUGCUGACAUUUCCCGCCCCCUUGUUACCCUGACUCGCAAAGCCACCCCUGUUCACUGGACAGCCGCACACACCCAGGCGGUUCGCCACCUCAAACAACGUCUCAUCGAUAAUACCACCCUCCAGGUCCCAGACACCUCUAAGCCUUUUGAGCUCUACACCGAUGCCUCCGGCUACGCCCUUGGCGGAGUACUCGAACAGGCUGGGCUGCCAAUUGGGUUCCUCAGUCAGGCCAUGACCCCCGUUCAACAGAAAUAUUCGAUCUACGAUCAAGAAAUGUUGGCACUAGUUACAGCCCUAGACAAGUGGUCUCACCUACUCCGCGUCGGUAAGGUUACAGCAUUCACCGACCAUCAAGCUCUUACCCACUUACGUAAGCUCCAGACGUCCAAGCCCUUGCGGGGACGCACCGCCCGGUGGUUAGAUUUCCUCGCAGAGUUUUCUGAUAUCGCUAUCACCUAUCUACAGGGUGCGCGUAAUACGGGGGCCGACGCGUUGUCGCGUCUUCCUUCCUUGGGUCCGCUUAUGUUAGCCCCUGCACACCCAGAUCCAGCUCGUUACUCCCGGAGGAAGCAGGCCAACUACCGGGAGUUGGCUAGCACUCGCCGUCGCCCGCCUCGGACUCGCCCGCAGUCUCCUCCCGUUUCGCUCAAGGCCAACGAGUCCGCUCCUUCCGGCACCGAGCCAUCCGCCGUCCUCCCAGUGAACCCCGCCGAUUCCGCAACCCUGGAUUGGCCGGCAGCUUAUGCGAAGUGUCCCGUUUUUUGGGUCCCCUACAACACGGCGGUUCAGGCAGUCGAGCUCGCGUGCAACACCACUAGCCAUUCUUCCACCGAGCUUUCCCCCUUCGAGGUCAUGAUUGGCGAGAACCGCCUGACUGCAGCGGAUCUCGAUGUCGUCGGCGCCCUCUCCCCUACCCUUACUCUGCCGAUGACCAAGCUCUUUCGCCAGCUCUGCGACCGGGCGCAGAGUCAUAUCCUGGAGGCAAAAGGUCUACGAAAGCUCUACGCAGACACCCACCGCCGCGAAGUGGAGUAUGCGGUGGGCGACAAAGUCUGGCUGAGUAGCAAGCACCUUCCCGCCCUAAACACAUGCCCAAAGUUUGAACCCCGUUUCCGUGGGCCCUUCAUUAUUACUGAACGCAUUGGGAGUGCUGCUUGCCGCCUGGUACCGCGUUCCCCCCGACUUACGAAUGCCAUGAUCUCUUUCACGUUUCCCAGUUAG